GGAAACUCCACCUGGUUCAGCCUGCCUGCCUCCACUCCUGCCUCCACCAUGUCCAUCAGGGUGACCCAGAAGUCCUACAAGGUGUCCAUCUCUGAUCCCCUGGCCUUCAGCAGCCAUUCCUACACGAGUGGGCCUGAUGCCUGCAUCAGCUCCUCGAGCUUCUCCCGAGUGGGCAGCCGCAGCUUCAGGGGUGGCCUGGGCAGAGGCUAUGGUGGGGCCAGUGGCAUGGGAGGCAUCACUAUUGUCACUGUCAACCAGAGCCUGCUGAGCCCCCUUAACCUGGAGGUGGACCCCAGCAUCCAGGCAGUGCAUACCCAGAAGAAGGAACAGAUCAAGACCCUCAACAACAAGUUUGCCUCCUUCAUAGAUAAGGUAUGGUUCCUGGAGUAGCAGAACAAGAUGCUGGAGACCAAGUGGAGCCUCCUGCAGCAGCAGAAGACGGCUCAGAGCAACAUGGACAACAUGUUCCAGAGCUACAUCAACAACCUUAGGCAGCAGCUGGAGACUGUGGGCCAGGAGAAGCUGAAGCUGGAGGCGGAACUUGGUAACAUUCAGGGGCUGGUGGAGGACUUCAAGAACAAGUAUGAGGAUGAGAUCAAUAAGUGUAGAGAGACAGAGAAUGAAUUUGUCCUCAUCAAGAAGGAUGUGGAUGAAGCUUACAUGAACAAGGUAGAGCUGGAGUCUCGCCUGGAAGGGCUGACUGACGAAAUCAACUUCCUCAGGCAGCUGUAUGAAGAGGAUAUCCCAGAGCUGCAGUCCCAGAUCUCAGACACGUCUGUGGUGCUGUCCAUGGACGACAGCAGCUCCCUGGACAUGGACAGCAUCAUCGCUGAGGUCAAGGCGCAGUACGAGAUCACCAACCACAGCCGGUACCAGAUCAAGUAUGAGGAGCUGCAGAUGCUGGAUGACCUGAGGCAUACAAAAGCUGAGAUCUCCGAGAUGAACAGGAACAUCAGCCAGCUCCAGGCUGAGACUGAGAGUCUCAAAGGCCAGAGGGGUUCCCUGGAGGCCGUCAUUGCAGAUGCCGAGCAGCGCGGGGAGUUGGCCAUUAAGGAUGCCAAUGCCAAGCUGUCCCAGCUGUAGGCCGCACUGCAGCGGGCCAAGCAGGACAUGGUGCGGCAGCUGCGUGAGUACCAGGAGCUGAUGAAUGCCAAGCUGGCCCUGGACCUCGAGAUCGCCACCUACAGGAAGCUGCUGGAGGGCGAGGAGAGCCGGCUGGAGUCUGGGAUGCGGAACAUGAGCAUCCAUACAAAGACCACCAACAGCUAUGCAGGUGGUCUGAGUUCGGCCUAUGGGUGUCUCACAAGUCCCGUCCUUAACUAUGACCUGGGCUCCAGCUUUGGCUCUGGCACAGGCUCUAGCUCCUUCAGCUGCACCAGCUACACCAGGGCCGUGGUUGUGAAGAAGAUCGAGACCUGUGAUGGGAAGCUGAUGUCCAAGUCCUCUGACGUCCUGUCCAAGUGA
This is a messenger RNA of Chlorocebus sabaeus (green monkey), 1464 nucleotides long. The record is from RefSeq and is a predicted model, not a curated record. NCBI's taxonomy places the organism in Eukaryota, Metazoa, Chordata, Mammalia, Primates, Cercopithecidae.